Molecule: messenger RNA, 2210 nt
Organism: Asterias rubens (European starfish)
Lineage: Eukaryota; Metazoa; Echinodermata; Asteroidea; Forcipulatida; Asteriidae
Product: BTB/POZ domain-containing protein kctd15-like
Exons: 2
Coding region: 804-1586 (260 amino acids)
Biological process (GO): protein homooligomerization
Molecular function (GO): protein binding
Source: RefSeq, a predicted model, not a curated record
CCAUUUGGGAUUGAGAGGGAGAGAGCGUUAAAAAAAAAUGCCGGACAAGUGAAGGCUUUCUUUUGGUCUGUCCUUUUACCGAUUCUCCCUGCGGCCAAAUCCGCUGUGAAAUAUUCAAGCCUUCCAACAUCCCUGGCUGUAUAGUCCCUGUGAGUGACCUGCAGAUAGCCCGUAGGCACCAAUCAAGCGUAGAGAGAAGGAGCAUUGAAGCAAUGAAUGGACCACGGCUUCAUAAGCACGAUUCCCACAGCCAUGUUCUAUACAUGCAACGUGAAGCUGUUAUGUCCCCGGACUCCUACCCGGCCGUGCAACCACCAGUCUACUACCUCACCAGUCACCGCAAGGGGCCAGUGCCUGCCUCGUUUACCAUCCUCGGGAGAACACACCAAUCCUUCCAACAUCCUGUUCCUUUCCUUUAAGGCACGUCCAACCUGUCUAGUUUUCGGGAACAAAAUCAAAAGGAACUUUGAGAGAAAAUAUUCGUCACCAACCAACCCUUUACCUCCGGACUGUAAGCCUAUACACUUUAAUAUAAGCAACAACUGCAGUGUGUGUAUUGUUGUUUGCCGUAAGAAAAGGAACAGGCAUACCCUGAGGCAACUUUUGUAAUUAUGUCACAUCUCGCGAGGUUUGAAUAGCGCGUGAUGCCCGCCAGCACUUUUGGUUGCCAUCGGCGCACUAUUUUCAUCGUCGCCAUCGUUCCACAAGCCUCACACGGCAGUUUUUGCACCGAUUUCCUCCAGUUUACCAUGGUUUUUGGAGCUUGAGUACGCUAAAACGUGGAUCCAACUAAAGGUGUGUACAUGCCGACCAUUUCUCCCACCGCGAUGUCAUCCCUGUCUCCGACCCCUUCAGGAUCGGGUACGCCCCCGCCGGGUCACAGCCAUGGCUUACCCCGUGUUGCUCCAAACAGUCGCUUUAAUGCUCCAGUUCACAUCGAUGUUGGUGGCCAGAUCUACACCUCAUCUCUGGAGACCCUGACACAUUAUCCCGAAUCCAAACUCGGGAAGCUGUUCAAUGGUUCGAUUCCCAUCGUCUUGGACAGCUUGAAGCAGCAUUACUUCAUUGACAGGGAUGGACAUCUCUUCCGUUACAUCCUCAACUUCAUGCGAACCUCUCGCCUCAUGCUCCCAGACAACUUCACCGAGAUGGAAGCACUUUAUGAAGAAGCUCGCUUCUAUGAAAUCACAGACAUGGUAGAGGCAAUAGAGAAUUACAAGAUGUCUACUACUAAGCCAAGAGAGAAGAUCAUUAAGACCGAGAAUGGGUUGGGUAAUGAGUGUAUCAUCGUUCACACUACUCCUGAUUGUGGUGAGAGAAUAAGCUUGAGUGGUGAUAAAGUCCUCAUCCAUGAGAUCUUCCCAGAGGUUGGUAGUGUCAUGUGUAACUCAACAAGCGCUGGUUGGACACAAGAAUCCAACCAUGUUAUCCGAUUCCCUCUGAAUGGGUUCUGUAAGCUGAAUACAGUACAAGUUCUUCAGCGUCUGCUUCAUUGCAACUUCAUCGUUAUCGCUUCGAGUGGAGGAGGUAUCGAAGGCUCUCAGUUCAGUGAAUACGUCAUGUGCAGGAAGUUUCCCGGAUGCUAAAGAGGAUUAAAACAUUUGGACAGGUGAUAUGGUUUGGGUAUCUAUAAUGGAGGCCGUUUCGUUUAAAUCCCUCUUGCUUUCUUUAAUGUUACCAGUUAAACAGAUGUACGUGUUCAUUUUUCAGACUUCUCCGUUGUGGUGUCUCUACAUAUUUUAACGUAAAUUAGUCCAACCAAAAAAAAAGGUCAUUGUUGAAAGGAUUGUUAAAUAGACUACAAUGGGACCAUACUUUGGUGCAGGACAUGGUUCACGCGUAUGAAAGGUCAUGCAAUGAUGCAGUACCCUUUGCUAGGGUAAAAUGGCAUUGAUGUAUUUUUUUUUGUGGGGGGGGGGGGGGGGCUUCACAUUUCUCAUCCCUCUAGCCUCAGGCGACAACAACUUUGGUAUUUUCAAAAUCAUUAUUCGUUAUUUUAGUGUGAAUUUCAGUGGGUGGGGAACACUAAUUUUUAAAAUAGCAGCAGCUUUGCUAAAAUAGUUCCAUGACAUUAUUUAAAGUUAAUUUUACCGUUAAUAUAGUCAGAGUACUUAUAGCCAUUACACACUUCGGAACAGGAAAACAAAAUAAAAGUUCACAGAUUUACAAAUAACUUACAGGGCUUACAGAAGGUAAUGGCGAAUAUUAAU